CAUCACCGGCUUUUUCGAGGGAAGAUUGUGUGUGGCUUUUUUAUUAUUAUUAAAAUAUAUUCCUUAUAUAAUGUCACCAAUGGUUUGUCAUGUAAAUCUAUUUUAAACCAUGCCAGUAAAGCGAAUUGUAACUUUUAGGGGACCACAAGAUGGCGCGAUUGUGGUCACAUGGGAUGCAAGGGAAGUCGUGUAAAGAAUACACGUGUUGUGACUGAAUUUUUGUUGUAGUUUUAUGUUUUGCCGUGAAUUUGUAAUUUUAAAGUCUUUCAGCAGAUGAAUCCAGUACUGAAAGUACAUUCAUGUGCAGGCAGCGCCAAGGUAAACGCGACCAUGAGGAAUAGUUCAUUUUGAAGUCUGUGCAGUCAUGAUACUUUAAUAUUUUUCUCGCAGUGCACCGAGAUAUAUUUCGCACGAUCACCAUGUAUUUAUUGUUAUCCUUUUUAGUGCCGAUACAAAAUAUCUCGGUAAAUGCUCUCUAGUGCGGAAGGAAGCACGGCGUACACGUUGAUAAUCAUGUGUUGAGACAUCCAGGUGUGUUUUGAAAGAGUAAUGGAUGGGGAUCCAGCAGGGAUGAAUGUGUCACAGUCAUCAAGUAUGGAAGUAAAGGAGGAUAUGGAUACCAGAAGUGAUAGUGAGAAUCAGCCAGCAGGAGAUGCUUCGGUUGACAUCAACUUUUGCGGAUCCACUCCUAUGUUGUGGAAGGUGUCGGACAUGAAAAGGUGCAGAUCUGUGGGUGUGAUCGGGGCUCUGGUGGGCUCUCUGGCCCGUCAGCCUCGGCAGAACGUGCGGCUGGGCAGACCGCUGGAGCUCCUGCAGGAGGAGGCGCUGCUGCUGGUGGAGACGGGCUCUGCUGCGGCUUCACUGCAUACUCAGGAUUGUGGAGAUGAAGAGAUGCAUUUAAAAGCUGUGAGGCAGUAUGAGGCAGGUCUGGAGAGCAGUUAUAAGGAGCAGUGUGCUCUGGCCCUGGAGGACAAGAAGACAGUGCUGAGGAGAAUCAUCAAUGAGAAAGAGAAUGGCACAGAUGACUCCGGCAAUGCAAUUAGGGACCGUCUUAAUGCGCUGGACCAGGCUUUCCGCUUUCCGUUGUCGGCCAUGGCGGUCCAGCUCUGUACUGCCCGUGCUGGCUUCAGCCACUGUCCAGAGGAACGCAGUUUCCUUUCCACUGAUUGGCCAGUGCCUAGAGAUGAACGCUUGAACACUAGAUUCUGUGUAUACAGGGAUCUGAGAAAUAAAGGCUUUUACCUGACCUCCGCAGGGAAGUUUGGAGGAGAUUUCCUGGUAUAUCCAGGUGAUCCUCUGCGUUUCCAUGCUCAUUUCAUUGCAUUAUGCAUCUCCAUGGAUGAAGAAUUACCACUCUGUGAUAUUCUGUCUAUAGCUCGUCUGGGCUCUAAUGUGAAGAAAACAGUAUUGCUUUGCUCUCCGCAGAGCCGUAAUGAGACUGGAAAGGAUGAGAGUGUGGAGGGUGAUGUGGUUUAUUCAUCGCUGCAGUGGAGUUCUAUGGUCUAACUACACAAAUAUAGCUUUUUUCAUCUAUUUUGAUAGUGCAUAGAAGAUGUGGUGCUAUUGGAAACUCAGUGUGCCUUCUGAUGUGUAUUGUGUGUGUGAGAGAUAAAUUCUGAUGACUGAAUUCUGUUGGACUCUAAAUGUGCAUGACCAGCUAUGCAGAGGGAGGAUAUUCCAGUAUCAUCUAAUAAAUAUCUUUAAAAUGAUAUGAAGGGUUGGAGAGUCUCUUUAUUUAUAAUAUUGGUUUCCAUCAUUAGUUUAAACCUCACAAGCAUUUAAAUUUACUGAUAAAGUGAGGUGAAAAAUAUACCAUGAGCCUGUUGCAUAAUUCCUAUUAUGCAGUACCCGUUUGAAAAAUGAAUUAAAGUUAAAAUAAUAAGUAAAUAUCGAAACAAUAUACUGUUUUAAAUAUUUUGAUUGAGGAAAAAAAAAAAAAAAAAAAACGAAGAAACAUUUGGGACAUUUUGGUAGCACUUUACAAUAAAAUCCCAUUUGUUAGCAUUAGUUAAUGCACUACCACUAACUAACAAUAAGCAAUACAUUUGUUGCAGUAUUUAUCAAUAUUAAUGCAGUUAACUAAUGGAACCUAAUAGCAAAGUGGCAUUUUUACCGUAUUCUGCUCGCAACAAAACGGUGAAAAUAUUAAUUCAAUUCCAUGUUCAUGUAAUUUUAAUAAAGGACAACUAAUAUUUACAUAUUUUAAAUUUAUUAUCAAAUGCAAUAUGGAGAUAGGAAAUUUACUGCGUAGUAGGAUUGGCCCUGUUAACUCCCAUUGAGACAAUAUUUUAUGUGCAAAACACUGCCAUCUGGUGGUAUGAUGAGGUCAUUAAAUGUACGUAACAGCUUCUUUUGAUGUUGUACACCCACAUGGCUGUUAAUAGAUAACAGAAUUCAAAUAAUGAUUUAUAAUGAAAAUAAAUUAACAAAUAAAUUAAAUAUGAGGAAUGUGGAAAAUGCAGAGGCAGUGCCAGUGGCGCGUUAUGAAGUCUCGCGAGACAAGGAGGAAGACAGGGCGAGAUCAAGUCGCAGACGGAGGAAGGCAAGAAAAAGAGGAAGAUCUUGACAAACUAAUAAAACCCAUUAAAAUGUCGGGACGGUCCGUGCGAGCGGAGACACGCAGCCGUGCAAAAGAUGACAUCAAAAAAGUGAUGGCGGCAAUUGAGAGGGUCCGUCGGUGGUAA
This is a messenger RNA of Ctenopharyngodon idella (grass carp), 2684 nucleotides long. RefSeq names its product TSEN34 tRNA splicing endonuclease subunit (gene tsen34). Bases 550 to 1506 code for a protein of 318 amino acids. The transcript has 4 exons. NCBI's taxonomy places the organism in Eukaryota, Metazoa, Chordata, Actinopteri, Cypriniformes, Xenocyprididae. Gene Ontology annotation, biological process: tRNA splicing, via endonucleolytic cleavage and ligation; tRNA-type intron splice site recognition and cleavage. Gene Ontology annotation, cellular component: tRNA-intron endonuclease complex. The record is from RefSeq and is a predicted model, not a curated record. Gene Ontology annotation, molecular function: nucleic acid binding; tRNA-intron lyase activity.